AAUCUUUAAAAAGAUUAUUUAUGCUGAAUUGUUGUUGUUUCUUUUUUCCCAUGCAUGGACAUGCAAAAAUUAGGAUGGAGGAUUUUCCAGGCUUGAGAUUUUGUCCCACUGACGAAGAGCUGGUGGGUCAUUAUCUCCUUCGAAGGAUCACCGGUGAAUUGACUGCAUGGCAAUAUGGAGUCAUUAGGGAGUGUGAUUUGUAUAGCACAGAAGAGCCCUGGGAGCUAUGGCAAAGAUACAAGUUGAAUGUCAGUGAGGAUGUUUUCUUCUUCACAAAGCUAAACAAGAAAAAUACUGGCAGUUCAAGAAUUAAUCGCAAGAUCGGUGCUGGUGGGGGUACUUGGCAUGGCGAGUCAGGAUCAGUCAUCCAUGUUAGUGGUUUGACGGCUUAUAAGAAACGGUUCAGUUACAGAAAUCCAUCAAAAUUGGACCAAGAUCGUUGUUGGAACUUGAUUGAGUACAGUAUGGAUCUUGAGGUGUCAAACACUAGUGACUAUCAUGUGCUUUGUCAACUGAAGAUGAGUAACAGAAAUAGAUUCAACUCUAAGAAGAGGAAGUAUGGCCUUCAUGAUGAAGCUACUCAUGGCUUUCUGCCAAACAAGCGCUCAGAGAUUGAGUCAAACAAAUUUCAAGAAAGCCAACCAGUCCCAAUACUGCAAAGGGUAAUGGAGUUUGGAGCUCAAAAGUUAUUGAUGACAGUUUCUUGACCAAGGAUGAUAUGCCUUCUCAUUUUGAUUUUCAGAGUUUUGAUCCAGCAGCUGUACACCAACCAUCAAAUGACGUUCAAGAAAAUCUUUCAGUUGUGAUAUCGCCCUCAACAAUUGAGGUUGAGAGUUCAAGUAGCUUGAUGGGUAUUGAAGAUGAUCCUGCAUUUGACCUUCAUAGUGUCACCAACAACACAAGUUUGGAACAACUUGUGCAACCGUUAUCCUAUGUUGGAACAACAGUAAGUCCGAUUAAUAUGGAAGACACGUCUCCAAAACAGUUGCAGGAUGCAUGCUAUGAUGAGAGCCUUUGGCUCGAGCAUUUUACUUCAAAGAUGAAAGAUGAUUUACCAGAAAUUAAUCAAGAUCAGAAUGAUUGGCAGAUUAUAAAUUGAUGAUACAAUGGAGCGGAUGGUGAAUUUCUAAAGAAUUCACAAAGUUAGAAACCUACAAGAGCAACAAUGAAAUGUAACUGAACUACGGGGG
Molecule: messenger RNA, 1190 nt
Organism: Manihot esculenta (cassava)
Lineage: Eukaryota; Viridiplantae; Streptophyta; Magnoliopsida; Malpighiales; Euphorbiaceae
Product: NAC domain-containing protein 105-like
Exons: 2
Coding region: 21-707 (228 amino acids)
Biological process (GO): regulation of DNA-templated transcription
Molecular function (GO): DNA binding
Source: RefSeq, a predicted model, not a curated record